This is a messenger RNA of Chrysoperla carnea, 3593 nucleotides long. Its product is annotated as E3 ubiquitin-protein ligase TRIM37-like. Gene Ontology annotation, cellular component: aggresome; peroxisome. The record is from RefSeq and is a predicted model, not a curated record. The transcript is spliced from 14 exons. Gene Ontology annotation, molecular function: ubiquitin protein ligase activity; tumor necrosis factor receptor binding; zinc ion binding. Gene Ontology annotation, biological process: negative regulation of centriole replication; protein autoubiquitination. Lineage: Eukaryota; Metazoa; Arthropoda; Insecta; Neuroptera; Chrysopidae. The coding region runs from base 206 to 3376 and encodes 1056 amino acids.
AAUCAUUUUAAUACAUUCACGCAUACGACAGACAAUACAAUACAAUGGUGAUUGUGAUGAAAAUAAUGAAAAAAAUGAUCAACAUAUUUAAUUAAAAUUAACAUUUUAUUUGUACCAUUUUAUAUUAAAAACGAAAUCAAUGCAGAUCAAUUAAAAUUUAUUUGUUUUAUUUCAUUUGUCAAGAACAAAUAAUAUUCAAUAUAAAAUGGCAUCUAGGGAUAAAGGAGGAAAUAGGACCGAUGACCAUAGUGUUGAGACUCUGGCAGAAGUAUUUCGAUGUUUCAUUUGUAUGGAAAAACUUCGUGAUGCUCAUUUGUGUCCACAUUGUUCAAAAUUAUGCUGUUAUGUUUGUAUUCGACGUUGGCUAACUGAACAACGAUCACAAUGUCCUCAUUGUCGUGCUGCCCUUCAUCUUCAUGAAUUGGUCAAUUGUCGUUGGGUGGAAGAAGUCACACAACAACUUGACACCUUACAAGCCGUUUCAAAUAAUUCAAGUCGUGAUGAAGCUGACCGAGAUCGAUGUUCAACUCAUCAUGAAAAAUUAUCUGUAUAUUGUUGGACUUGUCGCUGUUGUAUCUGUCAUCAGUGUGCUUUAUGGGGUGGUACUCAUUCAGGGCACACUUUUAAACCAUUGGAAGAAGUUUACGAACAACAUAUCACACAAAUCAAGGAUGAAGUAGCUCAACUUAGACGACGUUUAAUGGAAUUAAUUAGUAUUGUUCAAGAAGUGGAACGGAAUGUUGAAUCGGUGCGUGCAGCGAAAGAUGAACGAGUUCGUGAAAUUCGAAAUGCUGUUGAAUUAAUGAUCGCUCGUUUAGAUUCACAAUUGAAAACAAAACUAUUCACAUUAAUGGGACAGAAGAACUCGUUAACCCAAGAAACUGAACAAUUAGAGCAUUUACUUCAAGAAAUUGAGCAUCAACUGCAUACAUGUACAAGAUCGGAAUUGAUCACGAAAAGUGCUGAUUUGUCUCGAAUGAUACACGCUGUCAGGAAAAAACCUAUGGCUAGUUUUGUUACUGCUCCAGUUCCUGCUGAUUUCCAUAGUGAAAUCGUGCCAGGAUACGAUAGCAGUAUGUUUGUUUUACAAAAGUUUAGUGUAUUACAAGCAAAAGCAGAUCCAGUCUACUCACAUCCAUUACAUGCGAAUGGUUUAUGUUGGCGAUUAAAAGUAUAUCCAGAUGGCAAUGGUGUAGUUCGUGGCAAUUAUCUAUCUGUCUUUUUAGAGCUCAGUGCUGGCAUGAUGGAGACAUCCAAAUAUGAAUAUCGUGUAGAAAUGAUUCAUCAAAAUUCACGAGAUACUUCCAAAAAUAUUGUACGAGAAUUUGCUUCUGAUUUUGAAGUUGGUGAAUGUUGGGGAUACAAUCGUUUCUUUCGAUUAGAUUUAUUAGCUACCGAAGGUUAUCUAGAUACACAAAAUGAUGCGUUAUUUUUAAAAUUCCAAGUACGACCUCCAACUUUCUAUCAACGUUGCAGAGAUCAACAAUGGUAUAUAAAUCAAUUACAAUCAAUGCAAGCACAAUAUUUAAAUCAAAUUAAUGAAUUAAAAGAUAGGUUAGCAGUUGAAAUGUCUAGAAAUACUGUAUCUGCAACACUUGGAAAUAGUUCCUCAAAUCAAGCUAUCAUAGUUAAUCACGUGAUGCCUGCUCCUCCACCUCCUUCGUUAAGUGGUGUAUGUGAUAUGAUGGAUAGAUCACAUCAGAAUAGGAUUAUUGAUUCUGUACCACAAUCAAAUAGAUCUAAUGGUAAUCAUUCAAUAAAUCAACUAACUAAUCAACCAUCACCGUCCAGUGUAUCAAUUGGUACAGUUCCUGUGUUAGAUAUCCAUCAAACAGAAUCAAUAUCCACCAUAUCAUCAGCAUCAGCAUCCUCAACAACUAGUCAACCUACUAAAUCAAUUAUAAGCACUGGAGCUGCUGGUACUAACACUGGUGGUACUGCAAGAGUUCUAUCAUCCACCACAAUAAUUACGAAUACGAACAGUGGACAUGGUGGACAUGGAGGUCAAGCUCAUAGUAGUCGAGAAGCUAUACGUGAACCAAAUCGUACACCUAGCAUACAAACAUCAUUAUCAAGUCCUGAUCUAUUAAUGACACUUGCUCUUAACAUGGGCAUUAGUAGCAGUGACAGUGGGGAUUUAAGUGAACAUGAAGGAUCCAUUGAUGAAUGUGAACAUCAUGAAGCGAACGUAGGAAUAUUGGAUGAAAAUUCAAACGAUGAAAAUGAUGUGGAUGAUGAAACUAUGUCAGGUGAAAAUGAUGUCGAAUAUGCAGAAUUUUCGAUGGCACAACGUUUAUUAUUAAAUAAUGGAAGUAAUCAUGCUAGUGAAACAUCACAUGCUGCUGCACAUAAUACAUUGGGUCAAGAUCAAAGAGAUCGUACAAGUAAUAAUAGUGGAAGUGUUGGUGGAAUCCAUCAUCAUGGAACAAACAACAGAUCACGACCUAGCACGGCUGGUGAGAGUUUAGAUGAUGAAAUCAUGUUGUUGCAUUUAUUUGAAAUGCAUGAUCGUAACAACAGCAAUACAAAUUUAUCAGAUUCGAGUACAUCUUGGAUAAGUGCUUCACCUCAUGCUCCUAACUCAAGUAAUAGUUCCCGUUCCAGCAGUCAAGUGAAUGGAAAUAAUUGUGAUUUAAGUGAAAUUUUUGACAAUUUUCAUUUUGAUAUGAUGAUAUCACCGCAAGCGGAAAACGUUCGACUAACAAAGUCAACCAGAGAAAAACCCACAUCAGACACAUCAAUUAAAACACGUAACAAUCUGGUUGGAUCUGGUAUACCGCGUGCAAUUCGACGAACUGGCCCCUACACGAUAUCAGCGUUAACGCAAGACGACAUGAUGUUCCAACCAUCAUCGUCUCAAAACAAAACACCACAACAUCAAUGGAACGAUCCUUCAAAUGGUUCAUCUUCAAAACGACCGGACAAAUUAACACCGUUUGAAACAUUUUUGGAUACUUUACAAUUUUCACCAUUAUUAACGGAAAAGUGUCGUACAAAUCGAUUGAACAUAGCAGCAAGCACAAGUGCAAGUAAUCAUCAUCAAGCAGCACAAGUACAACAAGCAUCUAAUUCUUCUGGUGGUGGUGGUGUUCGUGAUCGUGAUAGAACACCGUCACCACCUAGAAUAGCACCAUCACCAUGUCCACAACCUCAUUCAGACGGUUCAACCGUAUUCAGUUGGACACCAGCUUUACUUGGAAGGAAACAACCUUCAAAACAACAACAUGGAACUGUUGUUACACCACCAACAACAACAAAUAAUAACAAUCUAAAUAACUUGGUAACUGAUGCAGUUAACAAUCAACCUGAGAAAGAUAAAAAGAGUGACGAUAGGCCAACAAAUAACCAUGACCAAGGCUCAUCGUCGUCUGCAUAAAAUGUUUAAAUUAAAAUAAAGUAAAAUAAAUUGUAUGAUAAUUAAUUAAUUAUAUAUUUAAUGAUUAAAAAGUAUUUCUUUGUGACAUAAAACAGUGUAGACAUUAAAUUUGUUUGCACUGUGUGUGAAUUAAUUUAAAAAUUAAAUUCAAUUGAAUUACAUGAAUAAAAAUAAAUAUAAAAAUAUUGAUCGUACUGCCAAUCAUAUCGAAUUAAAU